AUGCUGGACCUCCGCAAGCUUAACAAGGAGGACUUCGAGCAGGCCAUAGCCACCUUCAUCGAGCGUGCUCUUGACCUCGAACGGCCGGAAGAUCUGAACAAAGACGAGCCGAUUUAUAACAGAAGCUAUCUCCAGAUCGACCCCGUCACGCACGGAGAGUAUAACCUCACCCCGGCCGUUCUCUGGUCGCUGAUAGUUAUGACACUGACCUCCUAUGGCCUUACAAUGUUUACUGAGGACGACUGUCUUUGCGUGCAAUAUGGCAAAAUAUACAAGUUUCCCAUCGAGCCGGCAGACGAAGACGUUCUCAGAGAGAUACACUAUGCCAUACACGUUGAAGCGACAGAAGACUUGGAACUCUUCCCCCAGACCGAAGAGGAGAUCGUGGCAGCGUUCAAACAGAUACUUGGCGGACAGAUAGAAUUCCACAUCCGACCCAAGUAA
Giardia duodenalis is the source of this 444-nucleotide messenger RNA. RefSeq lists its product as uncharacterized. The record is from RefSeq and is a predicted model, not a curated record. Bases 1 to 444 code for a protein of 147 amino acids. The transcript has a single exon. NCBI's taxonomy places the organism in Eukaryota, Fornicata, Diplomonadida, Hexamitidae.